CCUGAACAACCAAGUUUCUCCCUCUUUUUUGCUCUUCAAAAUACUAUCACCUCACAUAACCAACUUUUCAGGAUGAAUAUCGACUCAUUGAUCGAAAAGCCUUUGAAGUUCAAGCAAGUUCCAUUCACAGAACCCAAAACGAACAAAAAAGGUCGUCGAAGAUCGUCUACUCGAACCGGCCCAAAACUUUUUAAAUGUACUGGCUAUGGAGACUGCAAUAUGGUUUUUACUCGAAGCGAACAUCUUGCACGACACGAAAGAAAACACACUGGAGAGAAACCUUUCACUUGCGUCGUUCCUGGAUGCGAUCGAACUUUUAGUCGUUUUGAUAACAUGAUGCAACAUACACAAACGCAUUCACAUCAGAAAACAAGAACGAACAAGCGGCCACUGGCCGUCAACGCAGAAUUAAAGCGAGUUUCUCAGCUUCGACGAGCUUCUAUGCCAGUUGACCAAUAUAAGCCAAUCGAUAUUCGCCCAGCACCACUAAGUCCGAGAAACCGUAUGUCCUGGCCACAAUCAUAUGCCAUGCAACCUUCGGGUCCUCCCAAUUAUGGCCAUCCUGUUUUGCCGUCCCCUUAUUCCUCACAUCAUCCUAACGAACCACAAUUCGGUCAACACAGCAAUACUAUCAGCUUCCACUAUCCAUCAUAUCACCAACCGUACCUUGAGCCCAUGGAGCCUUCUCCCCAACGUGAGCUGUCCAUCAAUACAAAUUUUAAGAGAAAUUCCAUUCGCCGAUUGUCAAUGGCUGACCUUCAUAGCCCAAUUGAUAAUAUCCAUCCCGAACGACCCAUGGAUGCAUCUCCGUCUCCCAUCUCUGAGCCUCAAUCUCCUCCUACUCCUCCGAGACAUGGUCCAGAAGCACAAAAAGGUGUAGAAAUCACCGAAGAUGAAUAUCAGGCACUUCAAGGAUUCGGCAAGUUCCAUUUGAGAGAAGUCAGAAAGAUGGAUAUCGACUUCACUACUCCAAAUAUUGAAACUAUCCGUUCCAACAUCUCUGUUAAUGAAAGCUGUGAGCGUGGACGUUAAGGAAGACGCCCGCCCGGUAGCACACUCCAUUCAACAGCAUUCUUCCUGAAACUAUGCUAUUCUUAUUUUUUUCUUUUCUUUCCUGCUUUUGCUUGCUUGAAUAAAAAGAUAUGCAUUUGGAAAAAAAAUGUAGAUAGAUUUUUUGAAAACCCAUAAAGUCGUUCGUUUGCCUUUACCGC
Molecule: messenger RNA, 1211 nt
Organism: Umbelopsis ramanniana AG
Lineage: Eukaryota; Fungi; Mucoromycota; Umbelopsidomycetes; Umbelopsidales; Umbelopsidaceae
Exons: 3
Coding region: 73-1032 (319 amino acids)
Biological process (GO): regulation of transcription by RNA polymerase II
Cellular component (GO): chromatin
Molecular function (GO): DNA-binding transcription factor activity, RNA polymerase II-specific; RNA polymerase II cis-regulatory region sequence-specific DNA binding
Source: RefSeq, a predicted model, not a curated record